Messenger RNA from Lathyrus sativus (Indian pea), 2421 nucleotides. The record is from the annotation of a GenBank genome assembly. Lineage: Eukaryota; Viridiplantae; Streptophyta; Magnoliopsida; Fabales; Fabaceae.
AUGUUGAACUUCAACUAUCCACUUCUUCUUCAACUUCUCUUUUUCAUUCUAACUUUUUCACUUCCAGUUGCACUGUCUAACCAUGAAGCGAUAGAAUCUUUGCUUCACCGCUUGGAUUCCAAAAGGGCACUUCCAUCCGUGCAAGAAGCCGCUGCUAGAGGUGUUCUUAAAAGGCUUCUUCCCACUCAUUUGUCAAGCUUUGAGUUCAAGAUAGUUUCCAAGGAUGUCUGUGGCAGAGGCAGUUGUUUUAUGAUAAACAAUCACAAAAAGACAAGGCAUAAUGGGCCAGAGAUUAUUAUUAGAGGAACCACUGGUGUUGAGAUUGUGUCUGGCCUCCAUUGGUAUCUUAAGUAUUGGUGCGGUGCUCAUAUUUCAUGGGAUAAAACAGGUGGCAUUCAGACAACUUCGAUCCCCAAGCCAGGGUCACUACCCCUUUUGAAAGAUGAUGGUGUGAAGAUUAAACGUCCUGUUCCGUGGAACUAUUACCAAAACGUCGUGACUUCAAGUUAUUCAUUUGUUUGGUGGGAUUGGGAAAGGUGGGAAAAAGAGGUGGACUGGAUGGCACUUCAGGGGGUGAACCUGCCCUUGGCAUUCACCGGGCAGGAAGCUAUCUGGCAAAAGGUUUUUAAGGAUUUUAACAUUAGUUCAGAAGAUUUGAACAGUUUCUUUGGUGGACCUGCUUUUCUUGCUUGGGCGCGCAUGGGAAAUUUACACGGAUGGGGAGGGCCUUUAUCUCAAAACUGGUUAGAUCAACAAUUGGUCUUACAGAAACAGAUAAUCUCUCGAAUGCUGGAGCUAGGGAUGACUCCAGUGUUACCAUCCUUCUCUGGAAAUGUUCCGGCUGCAUUGAGGAAGAUAUUUCCUUCUGCAAAAAUAACUAGACUUGGUGACUGGAACACUGUUGAUGCUGAUCCUCGCUGGUGCUGCACUUACCUUCUCGAUCCCUCUGAUCCUCGGUUUGUUGAAAUUGGAGAGGCAUUUAUCCGCAAACAAAUUAAAGAAUAUGGGGAUGUAACAGACAUAUACAACUGUGACACCUUUAACGAAAACUCCCCACCUACUAGUGAUCCGGACUAUAUAUCAACUCUUGGAGCUGCAGUAUAUCAAGGCAUUUCCAAGGGUGACAAAGAUGCUGUGUGGUUAAUGCAAGGCUGGCUCUUCUACUCUGAUUCAUCAUUUUGGAAGCCACCUCAAAUGAAAGCACUUUUACAAUCUGUUCCAGUUGGGAAAAUGGUCGUUCUUGAUCUAUUUGCCGAAGUAAAACCAAUAUGGAAAACUUCCUUUCAGUUUUAUGGUACUCCUUAUAUAUGGUGCAUGCUACAUAAUUUUGGUGGUAAUCUUGAAAUGUACGGUGUUUUGGAUGCAAUUGGUUCAGGGCCUGUUGAUGCUCGCGUCAGUGAAAACUCGACAAUGGUAGGUGUUGGUAUGUGCAUGGAAGGGAUAGAGCAUAAUCCUAUCGUUUUUGAGCUAAUGUCUGAAAUGGCAUUUCGCAAUGAGAAAGUUAAAAUUAAUGAAUGGCUCAAGAGUUACUCCCAUAGACGAUAUGGUAAAGCAAUUCAUCAAGUUGAUGCUGCAUGGGAGAUCCUUUAUCAUACAAUAUACAACUGUACUGACGGAAUUGCUGAUCAUAACCAUGAUUAUAUUGCUAUGCUUCCUGACUGGGACCCAUCCACAAACGAUAAAUCUGGUAUGUUAAACCAUCAAAAGAAAAUUUACUUCUUGCCCCCUGGAAAUAGACGAUACUUAUUCCAGCAAACACCAGCUGGUAUGCCACAGGCUCAUUUGUGGUAUCCUCCGGAAGACGUGAUCAAAGCAUUACGACUAUUCCUAGCCGGUGGAAAGAAUCUCACAGGAAGUCUCACAUAUAGGUACGACCUUGUUGAUUUGACUCGACAAGUAUUAUCGAAAUUUGCAAACCAAGUAUACAUCGAGGCAGUUACAUCGUUUCAGAAGAAGAAUAUUGAUGCUUUGCAGUUGAACAGCCAUAAGUUCCUCCAACUGAUAAAAGAUAUUGAUUUAUUGCUUGCUUCUGAUGAUAACUUCCUUCUCGGAACUUGGCUUGAGAGUGCCAAGAAACUCGCAGUAAAUCCAAGUGAGUUGAAGCAGUAUGAAUGGAAUGCUAGGACACAAGUGACUAUGUGGUUUGACACAAAUGAAACUACUCAGAGCAAGCUCCACGAUUACGCCAACAAAUUUUGGAGCGGGAUUUUGGAAAACUACUAUCUCCCACGAGCUUCAACCUAUUUUAAUCAUUUGUCAGAAAGCUUGAAACACAACGAAAAGUUCAAGUUGAUCGAGUGGCGAAAACAAUGGAUUCCAAUGUCGAACAAAUGGCAAGAAAGUAAUGAGCUAUAUCCAGUUAAGGCCAAAGGAGAUGCUCUAGCAAUUUCGCAAUCUCUCUAUGAAAAAUAUUUUUCAUAA